Patiria miniata (bat star) is the source of this 1382-nucleotide messenger RNA. Its product is annotated as sulfotransferase 4A1-like. Gene Ontology annotation, molecular function: sulfotransferase activity. Gene Ontology annotation, biological process: sulfation. The coding region runs from base 71 to 925 and encodes 284 amino acids. The record is from RefSeq and is a predicted model, not a curated record. The transcript is spliced from 6 exons. Lineage: Eukaryota; Metazoa; Echinodermata; Asteroidea; Valvatida; Asterinidae. Gene Ontology annotation, cellular component: cytoplasm.
CUGAGAAGAUCUGAUCCGGCUUGCAUGAUGCGAAGCCAUGGUUUGAAAAACCGCCAUAGCGCUAAACAAGAUGGCGCAGAUUUCGUCUCCCGAAUCGCCCACUAAGUUGGCAAUAGACGAUGAGUACGAUAUCAUGCAGUAUUAUGUCGUAGACGGGGUAAGGUUACCCCCGUUUUGCAGAGGAAAGAUGGAAGAUGUGGCCACCUUCCCUGUAAGAAAAGAUGACGUGUGGAUUGUGAGUUAUCCGCGUGCAGGGGUGUGGCUACAGGACCUGAUCUAUCUGCUCCUAGAGGGGGGAGAUCUCAACACGACAGACCUGAGCCUGGAGUCCGUGGAGGAUUCCAUCCCCUUCCUGGAGGCCCCGAGCCCCGGGAUGGAGUUACUGAAGACGCUGCCCUCGCCCCGUUACAUCAAGUCCCACCUGCCAUACGGACUGCUGCCAGAGGGCGUCAGGAACAAAGAAUGCAAGGUGAUCUACAUUACCAGGAACCCCAAGGACGUAAUGUGCUCGUUCUAUGACUUCCAUCGCACUGUCCGCAUGGUGCACUACAAGGGCACUUUCCAUCAGUUCUUCUAUCGCUUCAUCAACAAUAAAUUGGGGUAUGGUUCCUACUUCAGACACGUGUUGGAGUGGUGGGAACAGCGAAAGGACAACAAUUUGCUCUUCCUAAAAUAUGAAGAUGUCCGUCAGGAUAUCAGAUCUAGUAUUGAACAGCUGGCAAAUUUCUUAGAGCGACCUUUGACCCCGGCCGCACUGAAAAGCAUCUACACCCAUUUUGAGGAGGAGGCAGCAUACAAUCGCAAAGAGGAUCGUGUUGGGUAUUGGAAGUAUUACUUCACCGUCCACAUGAACGAGAAGUUUGACAAGUUACUACCAGAUCGAUUACCCGCUAGCACAGGGCUGGACUUCCAGUACACGCUCUGAGCUGAUUGGCUGUUCAUGAAAUAACAACAGGUGUACUCAGUGAGCUGAGUACAUAUGCUGAGUGCUGAUUGGCCAACCUAGAAACUACAGGUGCUUCUUGCAUUGAGAUGUUUGUGCAGGGUUAUAAAAUGUAUACAGUUUUUAUCGGGGUUUCAUGGUUAUAUAGAGCGUGCAAGUCCCACCAGUUCACGCUCACUUUUCAUUUGAACGUCAAACACUGACUAGUCUAGUCACAGACUCCCGUGAAUUAAUCCAAUUAUCUGCGAAGUUGAGGUCAAAUGUUUUUCUUUUUUUUUUAGUCAUCAAUUCGCAAUAUGUUCAAUAUGUUGUAAAUUGUAAUGCUUUCUUUUCUUGCGCAGAACCCUUGACAGGAUAAACCUUGCCAGGACACAAAAUAAAUACCAAAAAAUAGGACGUAUUACAUGUUAGGCCAAAAAAAAAAUUAGUCGGUCUCUGG